This is a messenger RNA of Fusarium vanettenii 77-13-4, 1251 nucleotides long. RefSeq lists its product as uncharacterized. The transcript has 5 exons. NCBI's taxonomy places the organism in Eukaryota, Fungi, Ascomycota, Sordariomycetes, Hypocreales, Nectriaceae. Bases 159 to 821 code for a protein of 220 amino acids. The record is from RefSeq and is a predicted model, not a curated record. Gene Ontology annotation, molecular function: GTPase activity; GTP binding.
CGCUACCCAACCCAGACGUCGCUCCACGCCGUUGUCUAGGACACGUCCGACUGCCUGCCCCAACCCCCAGCACCAGCAGUCAUACCGCCACUACCGCCGGCCUUCGCUGAAGCUCCUCCGUGCACUCUCAUCUCGACACAGCAUCCCCGUCUUCCAAUAUGGCUUCCCGAGCACCUCCCGCUGGCGCCCGCGGCACCAACACCCGUUUUGCGCAAUUCAAGCUGGUUCUUCUUGGCGAGUCUGCCGUUGGAAAGAGCUCAAUAGUUUUGCGAUUUGUCAAGGACCAAUUCGAUUCUUAUCGCGAGUCUACUAUCGGCGCUGCUUUCCUCACCCAAACCAUUUCGCUCGACGAGAACACCACUGUCAAGUUCGAGAUCUGGGAUACGGCUGGUCAGGAGCGCUACAAGUCACUGGCUCCCAUGUACUACCGAAACGCCAACUGCGCUGUUGUUGUCUACGACAUCACCCAAUCCGCAUCACUAGACAAGGCAAAGGCGUGGGUCAAGGAGCUCCAACGCCAGGCAAACGAGAACAUCAUCAUCGCUCUUGCAGGAAACAAGCUGGAUUUGGUCACUGAGCAACCCGAUAAGCGUGCCAUCCCCACAGCCGACGCCGAGGCCUACGCCCGCGAGGCUGGUCUCCUCUUCUUCGAGACGUCGGCCAAGACAGCCGAGAACGUUGCGAACCUCUUCACAGCCAUCGCCAAGAAGCUUCCCCUGGACCAGGCCGGACCCCGACACGCUCGACCGGGCCAACGACCAGGAGUCAGUCUGGCUCCUGAGAAUUCCAACACCAACAUCAGCGGACCCUGCGCCUGCUAAAUGCCAUUCCGAGUUUGAGUCAUCGAGAUUAGAGGCAACCUUUCACUACGCUCCCGCGAAUUCACCACACAAGAGAGCUCGGCGCGGGUACAUGCAUAGCAGGUGUCAUUCACAGGCUCCGAUCCGAGUUGCUUAAUGAGCUGGGGCGCGUCACAUACUUACUGGAGUCUUUGGGUUUGGAGGGAAUCAGUUCAGUCCAUACUUUUUAAUACCGAACUUGAAUUUUGUCGUGCGGUGGUUUAGUUUGGGUGGUUCCCGAGUGCUUACCACUGCCCCAGUUCAGCACUUUGGGCGCCACGGAGAGAGAUAGAGUGGUUUGCGGGAUGAAUGAGCAGGAGAGUUUGUACAAGGCGCUCUGUAGCAUUCCCCUAUUAUGUUUUCAGCGUCUUAAUAGACCGCUGUUGUUAGAUCAAGGUGUGGACUGAAGCCA